Prorocentrum cordatum is the source of this 971-nucleotide messenger RNA. The record is from the annotation of a GenBank genome assembly. Lineage: Eukaryota; Dinophyceae; Prorocentrales; Prorocentraceae.
CAUGUGCUGGUGGGUGCGUCCGUGCGUAUGUGGGUGCGCGGUCUGGUUUCACGGCGGCCCCCGCAGGAUCCGUGCGAGUCGUCACGGCAGAGCUUCCACUGGGACAGCCCACGGGUCAGUGGUCAGAGCCCGAGUGGAUAGCCCCUUCUGGCGCCGAGACCGUGCCCCUGACGGAGUUCGCCGGCAGCGGCCAGAUCAACUCGUUGGGGGGAGUGCCGGCGUUGCGGGGCAUGCAGUGCCCGCUGCAGUUCGCGACCGAGGAGAUCGUGCUGAGCUUCCUGCUCUACGUGCCCGAGCCCGCGGAGCCCGCGCCGCUGCUCCUCUUCUUCCACGGGGACAACGCCCGCGACACCGCCUGCUGCCCCAUGCCCGGGCUGGCCGACUUCGCCGACACCUACGGGCCGGCGGAGGUCUGCAAGGGCAGGAGGAAGGCGGAGCACGAGGCGCGCAGGUUCGUCGUCGUCACGCCCUGCAGCCCCGCCGAGUACUGGUUCUUCAGGUACCCCGCCGUGCACGACUCGGGCGCCUACGUGCCCGCGGUGGAGCGGUGGGUGCGGGCGCUGGCCCGGUGGACGGAGGCGCUGGGGCUCACCUGCCCGCGCGCCUGCGGCGGCCUGCGCCUCGUGGGCCAGUCCAUGGGCGGGUACGCCGCCCUGGAGCUGGCCCGGGCGAUGCCGGAGGAGGUGGCGGCGAUCGGCUGCGGCGCUCCGUGCUUCGACGCCUUCCGGCUCGACCGGCUCGCCCAGAGGAUCCAGAACAUCCCCUUGUGGAUCCUGAUAGGCCGACAGGACACCAUGUGCGCCUUCGAGGAGGCAGCGACUUUGGCCCUGAGGCUGCGGGACCUCAAGGCCAAGUUCGUCCGGCUGUCUAGCCUGGGCAUCCGAGCUCACAGCGACGCUUGCAAGCAGCUGGACAAGGCCUUCUUGUUCCGGUGGCUGCUUAACCCGCUCGGGGACGGAUGACGGGGAGGC